AUGACAUCUAAAAUUGAUCGAGCUUCAUUUUCUGCUUCAUCUGCUGCUCUACUUGCUAUACCAUAUUCUGUAACACCUGGUGAAUCACGUAAUUUUGAUUUAACUACAUCAUCUUAUAUAACUUCAACUGGUUCUAGUACGGAUCCACCUUAUUUAUAUAGUCAAUUAAAAAGUAUAGAAUGGAUUCAACGUUAUGGUCUUAAAUCACAAAAAUUAUCUUUUGAUCAGAUUCUUCAACAGAUUGGAUUCAAACGUGUUGAAAGCUUUGAUCCAGUAAUCGGUAAAACUAUUACCGCUAAAUAUGCUGGUAAUCUUUAUCAUGAAGUACAACAAGAUAACGGUGACCGAUAUGUUUUAACAUGCCGACCAGAAAAAUUACGUGAAUAUCAUCAUCGUUUAAUACGAUUGUUAAAUUUAUUACGAAAACGUUUAUUAUUUAUAACCAAUGGAUCACGUCGUCUAUUUGGAAUAAUUGGUGAACCAACUGUAUGUCUUGUAUGUGACUGUAAAACAUUCGAUCAUCGAAUAUUUAAUCAAUUUCAAGUGUCUUUAACAAAUUUACUUAAAGAACAAAUUAAUAAAAUAAAAAAAUUUAAUAUUAUUUGGAUUUCAAAUGAUAAUGAACAAUUUCGAGAACAACCUGUCGAUGCUAAUGCAUCAAAUAUUGAUCAAGCCAUCGAUUGGAUAUGUGAUCGAAAAUGUGCUCGAAAUAAAAUAUCCGUAAGCGCAACAUGUGAAGCCGUUCUCAAAGCAUUUAAUAAUAAUGUUCAUAGUAUUUAUUUGAUCAGUGAAGGUGAUUCAUCUGAUUUAGCUCGUGAAAUGUUACGCGAUAAUAUAGUUAAAACACGUCUUUCAUCAACUUCUCCAAUACCUCUUCAUGUUGUUUCAUUAUUUUGUAAUAAUAAUGAUACACAAAUAUUUCUUCGUUCAAUUGCACAAAGUGCUGAUGGAAGUUAUUUUUGUUAUAAAAUUAAAAAUGAAAUAUCUGAUUUAAAAGCUCCAUCGAAUUUAAAUGAUCCAACACGAAUUAAAUUACAAGAUGAUAAAUUACAAGUUGGUACAAAUGCUUUAACACCUCUACCUGAAUAUCCGCUUGAUAUAACAAUAAUGUAUAAAGAAAUAAUUGAAUGUCAAAAUGUCGUUGAUCGAAUAGAAAAAAUUCUUGGAUUUAUAAAAGAUGAAAGUCAAACUCCAAUCAAAUCAUUGGAUUGUAAAAGAAAAUUUUUUUUUUUUCGUUUUUCAAAUGAACUAAAUGAAUUCUUUUUAGCAACAAAAUCAAUAGGAGCCUUUAAUGUAUCUGGUGAUAGUAAUUUUCAACGUAGCCUUGUUGUUCAAUCAUCUGCUUUGUUUAAUAAUGAAGAAAAAGAUAUAACAUCAGCAGAUUGGUUAAAAAUUUAUGGAAUAGAUGCACAAAAACUUGACUUUUUUUCUGUUCUUCAAGCAGCAGCAUUUCGACAUUGUGAUGGAGUAGUUAAAUUACUAAAACCACCAGAGAAUGCUGAUGAUUUAACUGCGAGUACUCCAGCUAAUCCUCAAGAUAAAUUGGUAAAUGCAAUAUAUUGUGAUGAAUUUGCUCAUGUCACUUGGCCAGAUGGGACCAUUCGACAUGUUCAUGUUACACCAGAACUAUAUCGGGAUUAUGAAAGACGAAUACGAGCUUUACUUGAAAAAAUUAAAGCAAGAUUAGCAUGGUUAAAGAAAGGCAGUCGAGAUCUAUUUGGUGCUGUUUUGGAAAAUAAUAUCUAUGUUUUAAUUGAUACAUCACAAAGUAUGCAACAUCAUUUAAGUUUUGUUAAAGAAAAACUUCGUUUACUUAUACAAGAUCAAUUAUUUGCUAAAGAACGUAUUAAUGUAGUUGCAUUUAAUUCUGUAAUUAAUCCAUGGCGUGAUCGUUUAACAAAAAUUAAUGACUCAACAACAUAUUCUCAACUUCAACCAUGGAUUGAUGGACUUAAUGCUGAAGGAUCAACAAAUACAUUAGGUGCACUUCGUUUUGCACUUGCUGAUCCAGCUACUGAAGCUAUUUAUCUUUUAACUGAUGGCCGACCUGAUCAAAAAGAACGACAUAUUCUUUCACAAGUUCAAUAUCGUCAAACAGUUCCAAUACAUACAAUAGCUUUUAAUUGUAAUGAUCAAACAGCAAAUCAAUUUCUUUUUGAUUUAGCUAAACAAACAGGUGGACGUUUCCAUACAUUUAAUUAUGGAUUUGAAAAGCAAUCUUCAAUUGAAAUACCUGAGAGUGAAGAUGUUGGUAGUCUUAAAAAUGAAUUAGUACGUGGUGAAAAAGAAUUAGAACGUAUAGCUGGUCUUCGUGAUGAAUGUUUGGGUCGAGCAUGGGCACGUGAAAGUAUACAACCAAAAAUAUCAAAAUCUAAAAGUCAACAAAUUAAUAAUAAUGAUAAAUCUGUGUCACUUCCAGUUAAAAGUCAAAGUACACUUGAUCCUAUAUUUCGACCAAAAAGUGGUAAGCGAAAUUCAUUGUUUAAUAGAAGAUUUGUCAAUUAUUAA
This is a messenger RNA of Rotaria sp. Silwood2, 2508 nucleotides long. The record is from the annotation of a GenBank genome assembly. Lineage: Eukaryota; Metazoa; Rotifera; Eurotatoria; Philodinida; Philodinidae.